Molecule: messenger RNA, 2092 nt
Organism: Ectocarpus sp. CCAP 1310/34
Lineage: Eukaryota; Phaeophyceae; Ectocarpales; Ectocarpaceae
Source: the annotation of a GenBank genome assembly
GUCUUACAGGCUCGCGAGCUGGCUUUGCGGGAUCGAUCAACAACAGACGGUGUGGCAAAGAUCGUUGCUGUUCCUGAGCGGCGUCAUGUCGAAGAAGUCCGUCUUCGCCCUUGUCCAGCUCUGCUGCCGCACGGCGGCGCUCAGGCCGUCGUUGCUGCAACCGCAACCGCCAGUACAUCUUGCAGCUGCUCGCAGCGGUUUCCCCGGCUCGGCAUCAACAGCAACAACGUCGCCACGAGGGCAUGGUGGCCCACAAACCAGAUCAAUCGCUACGGGCUUUGUCUUGCCGCUGAACGCUCACCUUGGCGGGGGUGAUGGCCGUGCCAUGUCCGCGGCCAGAUGCCGGAGACAAGCAGCUGGGCGGGCGGCCGGCACGACAACGACGACGGCCGCAGCGGUCCUGGCAGCAACGCUGCUGCUAUCGUCGCCGUCAGGCGCGGUAGCCGGCGGCGGAGCGGCGCCAUUUGGGGGAUGGGCGGCGGGGCGGCGCAGGGGGGCGCACACGGCGACGACGCCGUCGAUGACGGCUUCCGCGGUGGAAGAGGGGGUGACGGCGGUUGGGGGGGGCACACCCGUUCAGGACGGUGCCGCUUCGAAGCCACCGGUUGUUUUCGUCCUGGGUGGACCUGGGUCUGGCAAAGGGACACAGUGCGAGCGACUCGCGAAGGAGUAUGGGUACGUGCACCUCUCGGCGGGGGAGUUGUUGCGCCAGGAGCGCGCCAGCGGCUCGAGCGACGGGCAGCUGAUCGACGACUACAUCGCCGAGGGACGCAUCGUGCCCGUCGCCAUCUCCCUUUCUCUGCUAAGGAAGGCAAUGGAGACGAGCGAGCCUCACUCGAGGUUCCUCAUCGACGGCUUCCCGCGGAACAGGGACAACAUCGAGGCAAGCAAGCCAACUACACACCUUGGGUGGGAUAAAGCCAUGGGAGAUGUAGCGGACAUUCGAUCCGUGUUGUUCUUGUACUGUCCGGAAGACGUGCUCGAGAAGCGCUUGCUGUCUAGGGGCAAGAGCAGCGGAAGGACGGACGACAAUGCCGAAACGGCAAAGCGGCGGUUUCAGACAUACGUGGAAAUGACUUUGCCGGUGGUCGAGGAAUUCGAGCGGAAGGGGAUCGUCGCCCGCGUUGACGGUAACCAAGACAUCGAGUCUGUGUUCCGCGACGUCGUUCUCGGGCUAAAGUCAGUGCACGAGAAGGAGGUGUUAGACGCGAACCGCUUGGCUGUGGAGGCCGUCUGCACAGGGGACUGGGCGGCGUACGCGCAGUGCUGCUGCUCCUGCGACUACUCGGCUCUAAUUCCUAUAUCCCUACUCCCGCGCUCAUGUUCUCCCCUCGUGAAGCUGUGCUCACCGGGUAUGACCGAAGUGCUAGGGGGGGGACUGGCGGCCGUUUCCCCGGACGAAACCGCCUCCGCCGCCACGUCGCCGACGGCGAUGUCGAGGCCACAAGUGCGCAUGCUCAAGGGUGGGGCGGCGGCCGUUGUCUCGUGCGAGCGGCCGCGGGGGCCAGGCCUGACGGGCGGCGACAACGGCACUGCGGUCCGUGAGACGAGGGUGUGGGAGAUGCUGGACGGUCGAUGGAAGUGCGUCCAGUGUCACACCUCGCUCUGAUUGGGCGGGGGGGGGAGGAGUCGCCAUCGCUGCCCGAGGGGUGACGAUCUUCGAGUGUUGGGAACGGUUCCUGGGAACGGUUCGUGUGUUCGUGGGGGUUCUGGGGGGGAAGCUUUUUUUUUUCUCUACGCGGGGCGAAUCGCCUAUAGACCGGCGCAACGUUUGAGAGUUUAACCUAAUGUCAUAGAGCUGAAUAUUGUCUGCCGCGAGAUCGAAUUUCUCGCCAUUUCUUUUGGAGGUUUGCCACCCAAAGAGCGUUCGCUUCCAAGAUGUGCUUCUACGGCGCUGAGUUCGUCUCGUGUGGCAUAGUCCGCGAUGGCGAUUUCCGUGUAAAAUGGUCGCACCGAGGCGGGGGGAGAGAAGGCAACAGCGUAUCGCCCUGUCCUUACACGCCAUGAGCUGGGGCCAUGUGACUGGGCACAAACUGUGGCCUGCCGUGAAACUCGCUAGCUGAACUUUAAUUUUCGACCUCUGAAGUUGACG